This is a messenger RNA of Chinchilla lanigera (long-tailed chinchilla), 3620 nucleotides long. RefSeq names its product homeobox A4 (gene Hoxa4). Gene Ontology annotation, cellular component: nucleus. Gene Ontology annotation, biological process: regulation of transcription by RNA polymerase II; embryonic skeletal system morphogenesis; anterior/posterior pattern specification. The record is from RefSeq and is a predicted model, not a curated record. Gene Ontology annotation, molecular function: RNA polymerase II cis-regulatory region sequence-specific DNA binding; DNA-binding transcription factor activity, RNA polymerase II-specific. Lineage: Eukaryota; Metazoa; Chordata; Mammalia; Rodentia; Chinchillidae.
UUAAACAGACACAGUUAAGACUCUAGUACUCAAAGCUGAUGACACGAGGAGGGCAAGAUUUCCUUGUCAUGCUUUUUCCUCCCCUUGAAGUUUAGAGAGCCCAAAUUUCUAAUACCGCUAUAUAUGUAUAUAUUGUUAUGCUCUAUGUACAUAUUUUUUUCUUGCUGGGAGAUGUACUAGUUUAGGCAGUUGUAUUGCAGGCUAGAUCCUUCCCUCCAGUUCCAGAAAGGAUGUCUAAAGAUUACAGUCAAUGUUGAUUUCUGUCUAACUCAGAUUUCAUUAAAAACAAAAUUUUUCCAGAGGGCCUCACAUCAAUGGACAGCGCUCUUCACAUACACCCAAUAUGGAAAACCUCUUUGUACCACUUCAGGGCAAUUACAGAUUCCAGUCAGAAAGCUAACAUGAUCCCUUUUUUAACCUCUUUUCCUAAAUUAGUUUAAAGAUUAGUCCCAUAUAAUAGGCUUUAUGUGGCUAAGCAUUAAAUGACUAUCCAUCAAAUGGAUAUAUUCCAGCAUUUAGUAAUUCAUAUGAGUAACCGAUAUAAAUGAAGAUAGAAUUGACAUUCUUUUUGAAGUGUCUUUAGGCUUGGGCUAUAACUUUCCUUGUCUGCAUUCCAGACUCAGUUGUGAGAAAUGUUUAUACUGCUCUUUAAAAAAAAUCAACGAAGGUGCACCAGCUGAAAUAUCCUUAUUCUGCAUGCCAAUGUGAAAGUUAUUUUUAGAAUGGUGACUCUGCUAGUUUGCCCUGCUUUAAUCUAGCCUGAAAAAGAGCACUUAGGUGUAUUUAUAAGUCAGACAAGGGAAGGCACACAUUAACAAUAAGGUAUCAGUGGUUACUUCAAAGAUCAACGUUAGGUGGAAUGAAUAAGUUAUUUAUUAAUAAUGGCAUCGUUUAGCCAUCAAAUUUCAAUUAGCAAAUGGCAGGCAACAGUUCCCUCUCCCUCCCUUCCGGAACUAUUGAUAUCGUUAAUAUGCUAAUUUUCAGCAAUUCAGAAAUUAUGGACUGUCCUGUAAAUAUAACUCUAGCCCUAGAUACAGUUUGAGAAAGCAGCGUCCAGAAGAGAAAGCAAAACCCUUAGCUCGAAAAGACCUGUCCGCGAUCAGACCCGACAAGGGCUUGCUGGGGGAUUGUUCUAAAAUAGGAAGUUACUGGCUUCAAAGUUUUUUUUUUUUUUUUUUUUUGUGGAGGCGCUGCUUCUUUCCAUUCCUAUCCUUGGGCCACAGUCUCUCACAGUCGCACCUAGUAAAAACAGACAUAUUUAGUUUUUUUUUUUUUUUCUGGUACCGGGAAUCGAACUCACGACCUUGCGCUUGCCAGACAAGCGGUGUGCCGCUGAGCUAAAUCUCCAGCCCAAAACAGACAUUGUUUAGUUCUCAUGUCCACACCAGUCAAAUUAGAUGCUAUUAGGAAGGUUCCAAAAAUUUUAGGAGAAAAGCCCAGUCGGUCUCUAAAAGAAUUAAAAAGGGGAAAAAAUACAGACAGUGCCCAUCUGGUUAUACUGGGAUGGCCCUGCUUUACAUCCUUGUGCAGAUUUCUCUAAGCUGCCCUCCCAUCUCCCCACUGCGGCUCCUGCCAGGCUUCUCAAGCAAGGACUCGAGCAGACCAGACCGCAGUGCGUGGGGAAGGAAUCAACGGGUGAGAAAGCGGGUGCGCUGGCUCAUUCGUUUUAUUCCCGGGCCAGGAUAAAACCCGGGACGUCCCUUGGUCUCGAUGCCCUUCCCUCUCCCAGCGGGCCUCGAACCCUGGAGUACGCGCGGCCCGACUGGGCUAGAGGUCAGCGCUGAGCCGCAGCCGCCUCUUCUCAGAGGGGCAGGUCAGAAGGAGGACCUGCAUAGGGCCCGAGAGGACCUACAGCCUGUCAGGCCCCGAAUUCCCAGCAGGAAUUCGAGUCACCGGGGCUGGAGGACCGAAACCCCAGCUCACUGCCCCCGCCUCGGGCGGGACAGCGACAUCCAUCACCCACCCGCGCGUUUCCUGAUCCGGGUCCGCGCGCGCGGAGCGCCCAUUGGUGAGGGCGUUGCACGUGGGGCGGGGCAGGGCGCGCGCGGGGCCUGGGCGAAACGCGCGCGCGCACGCGUGCGGGCGGGGGAGGAGCGCCUCGAACUUUGGCGGUGGCGUCGGCGGGAGGGGGAGGGGAGGGCACUUGACAGCGGGGGGAGGGGAAGGGCGCAAAGGAAAGGGGGAUGGGUAGCGAGGCAGGAGGGGGAGGGGCCUCCGCGAGCCCAGAAAAACGACAACGCGAGAAAAAUUAGUAUUUUUGCACUUCACAAAUUAAUGACCAUGAGCUCGUUUUUGAUAAACUCCAACUACAUCGAGCCCAAGUUCCCUCCCUUCGAGGAGUACGCGCAGCACAGCGGCCCGGGCGGCGGAGACGGAGGCCCGGGCGGGGGGCCCGGCUACCAGCCCCCGGCACCCGCGACCCAGCACCUGCCGCCGGAGGCCGCCCCGGCCACCCCGGGCGUCCCGGCAGGGGGCAGCGCCCCCGCGUGCCCGCUGCUGCUGGCGGACAAGAGCCCGCCGGGCCUGAAGGGCAAGGAGCCCGUGGUGUACCCCUGGAUGAAGAAGAUCCAUGUCAGCGCCGUGAACCCCAGUUAUAACGGAGGGGAGCCCAAGCGCUCUCGAACCGCCUACACCCGGCAGCAGGUCUUGGAGCUGGAGAAGGAGUUCCAUUUUAACCGCUACCUGACCCGGCGGCGCCGCAUUGAGAUCGCCCACACGCUCUGCCUGUCUGAACGCCAGGUCAAGAUCUGGUUUCAGAACCGGAGAAUGAAGUGGAAGAAAGAUCACAAACUACCCAACACCAAGAUGCGAUCCUCCAACCCAGCCUCCACCCAGGCCUCUUCAGGCCCACCAGGGAAAGCACAAACUCAGAGCCCGCAACCCCAUCCCCACUCCCUCCCUGGCGCCUCCACCCCCAUCCCUUCCUCCAUAUAAUCUUCUAGACACCUAGUUCAGUUUCCAUCCCUUAUCUGCUUUUCUCUUCUCCUACCCAUUUCGCCACUUACUCCUCCCCCUCCUCUCCACUGUAACAGACACCAAAAUAAAACCUAGCUUGGUGAAAAGAUAACCAAAAGGAAGAGAUUAUCCCCGGUAAGAGCAUGAGCUGGUUGCCACCCAAGAGAGGACAAUUGUUCAGGAUGCUGUUUGGUGGAACAAUCUGCAGGCCUGAAGUAGGCUGCCAAGUUUGGAUACCUGGGAAGGACUACUUGGCAUCAAAUACAUUUGAGUUGUCUAAAGUCAGCUGACAGUGCAUGCUGACUGGGGAAGUGUAUAUUUGCGCAAGCAGAAUAAAACAGACCCUUUCUCACCUUCUUUACCUUUCCCUCAUCCAUUAAGGCAGCUCAUACAAGGUUGUAAUGGACUGAAUAAAUGAGUAGAUACUGUGGACCUCACAAGAUUAUUUAAUUCUCAAAGUGUGUAGCUCUUGAUGGUAUGUGUGACUGUUAGUUUCCCUUUCUUGCAUUUAUUUAAGAUAUUGUCAUUGAGAUACUGUUGUCUUAUUCUGGGGAUCUACCUUUGGGAAGAGGGGGAUGCAUUUCGACACAUGUGCAACUGUACAAAUUGUGAUAUGGCUGUAUAGAAAGCCAUGAGCUAAGAAUAAACUUCAUUUUAAAAAAAUA